AUGAUUCCGCAUGCCGUGCAGACGGCCUGUCUGAAUGCCGCGCUCGGGCUGGCAAUAAGUUUGGCAGGAAGACGGCAACAGUCUUCUUCAGAUCGCAAAAAUGCAGACCUGGGCAAGCAUAUCAACGAUCGACUCCGACUCUUCUUUUCCUUCGCCGAAUCACAUAUUCACACCUCAACGACACUGCCCUACUCGGUAGUACCUGUUCUCAAGAUACUAUGGCGUAUACAAGCCAUGAUUCAGUCAGGUAUGAUAUUUGACUUUGGAAGCCACCACGAAGUAUAUUGGACGUACACACUCAUUGGCAAAUGCUUUCCACCAUGCUUAGUGACAUCCCGUCCCCUCGACAUUAGCCCUGCGUACCAACGUGAAGAGCUGCCGAUCCGUCUUGAGCAGAUUAGCCAUGCAGUAGAUCAACUCUACGAGCUAACGCCCAGUUUAAUAAAUCUGCACAACCUGGAGACCGUCGUUGACAAUCGUGAUGGACCAGCGGUAAAGCUUGAUACUCUCGACCUAACGAGGACCACGGGGAGGCUGGCAAUGACCCUGAAAGAGCAGGCUGAUACAUAUAGGACGAUAAUCACGACGCAUCCAUCACAGACUGGAUCCAGCUACGAGGAACAGGUGGCAGCCGAACUUAGCCGGCGUCUAGGGGAGUGUGUCCCCGGGCAAAAUACUAGAUCGUCGGCCACAGGUACAACAGAAGUGGCUCCCUCAUUCUCCGAAGUUCUAAGAUUGUACGCUGCCGAAUAUAAAGAAUCAGGAAAUUCAGAGAAGCUCAACCACAUUCACAUACUUGGUGAGGCUCAGGACUCCCCUGCACGAGAUCUGGAGAGAGCAAUCUUGCAGUGUGGAAAGAGGCUGAGACUCCUCAACGCACCCGUGGCACAGUGCCAUCUGAACUUUCUGCACAUAUCUCCCAAUCCUUUCGUCAUAGGACACAUCGAGGAUAUGCUUGACCACUUGAAGAAGGACAAAGCUGUAGCGGGCAGAGUGGUGCCGAGGCUCACACUGUUUGAUAUAUUCAAUGUACAGGCUGAUACAUAUGAAAAUAUCGUUUUUUCUGGGCUCUCAGACGCGGCAUUAGCUGCAGCGCAGGAACAAGAAGAAGCAAAAGCACCACGCUCCGAUUUUUCUUCACUUGAACAGACGCCGAAAGAUUGCGAGAUAAACAUCAGGGGACUUUCCAGGUACACCGAGGCCGAGACUUUACGACUACAGUUCUCCUCUUUCGGCAACAUUAUUGGCAUAGAAUUUGAUGAGGACACAGUCGAUUCUCUCACAGGCGCGGCAUAUGCUUCCAAACUAUACAAUACCGGGUUCAGUGCAAGGAGACCUUUUCCUCCGGUCUCUGAAAGUGGUUCCCGUCAAAGAGUUACGAGAAUCAUAUACGCUCAAGAUGACGAAGCAGAGGCUGCGUGCGUCAGUAUGAACGGAAGCAGAUUUGAUGGAAAGGUCAUCCACGUGCAACCUGGUAGACAGGCUCUUUCGCCUGUUCCUGAAGGCGAUGGGCUACAUUCUCGACCACGGUACUAA
Messenger RNA from Aspergillus costaricaensis CBS 115574, 1536 nucleotides. RefSeq lists its product as uncharacterized. The record is from RefSeq and is a predicted model, not a curated record. The transcript is spliced from 5 exons. Bases 1 to 1536 code for a protein of 511 amino acids. NCBI's taxonomy places the organism in Eukaryota, Fungi, Ascomycota, Eurotiomycetes, Eurotiales, Aspergillaceae. Gene Ontology annotation, molecular function: RNA binding.